AUGUCAGUUACUUGAAUCUUGUUGAACGGAUACGGCGUGUUGAUGGGCUCGGCACGCUUCUGCGGUAUAUAUUGUUCGAUUUGUUUGCUUAAAAUAGUGUGAGAAAAGUAUGUGUACUCAUGUUCGUUAUUAGCAACGAAUAAUUUUGUUAAUUGCAAAAAAAUGAGAAUGAAAAAAAAAACAAUUAGUGAUAGACAAUUGACUUGAUUUUGGGAAAAACACUUGAUCAAUGAUAAAAUACGGAAAUCCAAACCAAAAUUUCGCUUAGUUUCGGUUCGUUUUUAUUUGGACAAACCACAACGUUCGAAUUAUCAGUGUGCUAUGUGAGCCGCUGUUAGUAAGAUUACCACGUUCCGAAGUGCAAGUGUGAUGUGUUUUUCAGUUUAAAGUUUAUCGAACACAGCUCACACACCUUAUUCUCUUUUGUUUCGCUGUAAUAUAUGCAUACGUAUAUAUUUUGCAAAAAAAAUUUUUUUAAAUGCAUUAGUAACAUAUAAUUCGAGCUAUAACAAAUCAGCGCAAUGACAUUCGCUGCUCUUUUUGCAUCGUUAAUAACAAUUAGAUGAAAAAUAAAAACAACAAUACAAACGAUCUUUUUGUGAUCCGCUUAUUGGUUAUGAUGUGUGUUUACUGGUGAUCACAACAGCAAAAUCAUUGAACGUUCCAUUUGCUAUACAUAAGAAGAAGGGAAAAAAAGCGAUCGGAUAAUAAAGUGAAACUAAAUUUUAAUAUUCAGCACGAUCUCGCUGCAUCGGCCAUUUCGCACAAAAGACUUGUUUCAAACAAUAACAAUAAUAACAAACAACAACGAGGCUGCUGCUGCUGUUGCUGUGUGACUGUGUGACUGCAUAUGUUUUUUAUGCAUGUACGUAUCGAAGCAAGGCAGCGAAUGCCGAUUUGACGAGAUUUCGCAGUCGAGUGUUUAUUUCGCGCGCAUAAAUGCAGAAAUAUACAUAUUUAUUUGACUAAUUUGAGUUUUCUAGUGAGCACACACAUAUUUUGGAAUUUAUAUAAUAAUUUUACUUGAGAUCGGUGUGAUUUUUUCUUGUAUACAAUAUUUGAUUCGUGCACGCGCCGUCCCAUAUUCAUUGCAUCGAUUUAUGUUUCUACAUUUUUUUUUUAAUUCUUUCUGUGAGAUGUGUAAUUGCAUGGAAGUCAAUAUCCAAAAAAGAAGAAGAAAGAAAAAAUACGGUGAACAUCAACACAUAAAGAGAUCAUAUAUCGAGUGAGAAAACAGUGCAAAGAAAUUGUACAAUUCUGAUUAAAAAGCUAUACAAAUUACAUUCAAAUUGAAAUCAUUGAGAAAUCAGUGAUUUAUGUACUAUAACUUUUUAAAAGAGAGUGGCAAAACUAUCGUUUCAUAAAAUUCCAGUAGCAUAACCAGAAAACAAGAACAAUUUAAACAGUUUAAAUGAGUGGUGAACAUAUUGAGAGUAAAUAACAAUUCAAUAAGCGUACAUAAGCUCCAACAAUAAGUAGAACUAAUAGUUGAGUGUUUUGUUGUGCAAGUUAAAUGCGUGCGAAUAUAAAGCUUAUCUAGAAGAGAAUAAACCAUUGUGUGCAUUGUUCUUUUAUUUUUUUUUCUCUCUCCUCCCGCAAACUCAUUGUUGAAAACAUAAGCAAAUGGUACAACGCAAAAAAUCACCACAUCAGAUUUGUGUUUUGUUUUCAUUUAUUAUAUUUAAAAAAAAAAAUAAAAUGACAUACAAAAAGAUCAACAAUAAUAAAUAUGCAACAUAGUAAACCAUUGACUCAUUCCCAAAUGAACAGUUUAGACAAUCAGUUAAUUUCUAUUUUAUACGCACAUUGAACAAAAAAAUUGUUACUAUUUUUCAAAAAAAAAUUCAUUUAGUUUUCUACACGCCGUACAUAAGUACGUAAAUCCCACGACGGAGAGCGCAUAUACCACAGCCAUACGGCUACCGGGCGUGCACACGUACAAACUUGCAGUCGCUACCCUCGGUCGUGAGUAUCGAACUCGACAGUUGAGAGGCCCUCAAAAGUAUAUGCGUUUCAGAUUGUAUUUAACACAAAACGUGUGCAUUCGUCGCCUUGCGAAUUAUACGGAGAGGUAGAAUGAAAAAUAUUCGAGUCAUGCACAACACAAUACAUUUGCUUCUGUAUUGGUUGCAGUAGCGCAAGAGUAACAUUCGUUCGUUUAGAUUUUAUCAAAAAAAAAAAAACAUUUUUCAUAUAAAAAUUGAGCGGAAUUUUUUUUUCUUCACCAAAAUUCGAAUUAACAAAUAUGGAAUAAAGAAAAAAAAUCAAUUAUCCUCAGUCAGUUUCGAAGCGAUUUCAAAAUUACAACAAAAUGGAACAUUCCAGAACACAGUCGAUUGAUUGGUUUGUAUGCGUGUAUCAAUGUGUCAUCGAUCCAACCGAAUGGAUUCGCACAAAAGGAACAAUGUGUGUGUAUGAAGUUGUAACACAGAGGUUUUUGUUGCCAAGUUGAAAUUGCACCUAUUAAUAAUUAAAAGACUUAAUGCAUAUUCAAACGCGCAUCGAUCGAGCAUCGUAUUUGAAUUUAUUAACUGUGUGAAAAAUCAAAACCGUUUAGUUACGGAGCGACUUUCAAAUAUGGUCGACAUGUCGUUGCAUGCAUUUGCUGUGGUAUCGAAGGAGUGUGAGCAACAAACUGAACAGAAGCAAUUUGCUGUUCAUAUUUUUGCAUUUGGAAGUGUUUUUAUUUUGAGAAACCAAAUCAUCGGCCAGUGUCAAGCAAAUCGUUGAAUGAAUAGAGACGCCGAAAAUCAAAAUACAUUAUGUACAAUAAGUACCCGGAAUACAUCAUUUUAGCCGCUUCUACGGAAGUGAUAGUUUAGACAAUAGUGGGACUUAACACAAUAAGUAUAAAUAUUAAAUAAUAGUGAAACAUUUUAUCAAAUAAUAUUUAAUAAUAAUGAUGUGAAACAACUUUUUAACAACACAAAAAGCAAGCAUAUUCGCUGUCAUUUUGGUUUACGAACUAGUUUUUCAUGUGCGCAAAACUAUUAUUAUUCAGAGACACGACAAAAAAACAAAAUAAUGAAUACAAAAGAAAUUCACAAUUUAGUUCAUUUAGACUCUGUCGCUCUCUGUGUGUUUUGAACAGUUUUCGUGUGCUGUGCGUGUAUACUAUACGUUGGUUUUACAUGUUCUCGCAUUUUAUUUUUAUAAACAACGUAAAUUUAUAAUCAAAAUGAACAGAAAUACAGUGACAAAGUUUGUGUCACCAAUGAAUGUGAUUGAUAGUAAAUCAUCAGUCCAUUCAAUGGCCCAUCAUAUACCGCCAUCAACACAGCAAUCAUCGUUAAUUUCGACAAAUGGCAGUUGCCACAGCGGAAGUAGUACAAACACAACGAACAGCCUAAAUUCGCAUUCAAGUAGCUGCGGAAGUGGCUCAAGCCCAUUGGAAAAUUUGCCAAAGAAAUUUGUCUCAAGUAUGCGUACACUCUUUGAUAUAAUGGAUGAUAAACGGACGGGUUUUGUGCGAUUAUCGGACAUUGAAGCGCGAUGGCAAGAUGAUGGUUCAAAAGGAUUACCACACGGUGUGAUCGAUUGCCUAAGGCGUGUCACUCCGGUGUCCGGAAUGUUAAGUUUCGAACGGUUUUGUGCAGGCUUGAAAAUUUGCUUGCUUCGUAACCAAGCCAACGAUUGUAAAAUGGGCUCGAUUGAUAGUAACAGCAACAGCAACAAUAUUGUCAUCAACAAUGAAAACAACCGUAAUAGUAGCGAUAGCAAUAAAAUUAACAAUAAUCAUGGUAAUCACAUGAAUAAUAUCCUUGCCAGCACCGCUAGCAUCAACGAGGAUACGAAUAAAACAACUCACAUAUACAAAAGAUCUUCAUUACCGGUGCAACGUACAUUAAGUUUACCGAAAUUGAGCCCGUGCAGUGAUGGUGAUUCGUCAUCGGAUCCGUACAUAAUGCCAGUUAUACCAAGUGUUUAUGCACCACCAAAACCACCACGAACUGCUUUGCUUUUGUCAAAUGGGUCGUCAAAUUCAUCCAAUGAUUCUAAAGAUCGAUGUGACAAAGCUGAAAUCCGAAAUGCAUUACAAAACUGGCAAAUGAAUGUGUUGAUGAAUGAAUGGGAGGCCAAAGAUAAACGACGAGCAAUGGCAUUACCAAGCACCAGUUAUAUUAAUCGAGAUAUUAAUCGAGGCACAGCCGAUGGAUCAUCGAACAAUACAAUAACAAAUCACACGCCAUUUCAGCAACAUCAACAGCAACAACAACAACAAACAUCAUCAGCACAACAAUUGAACUCAAGUCAGAAGUCAUCACCGUCAAUUUACCCGGCAAAUCGUUCACCCACACUCUUGGAAUUUCAAAAGAAGAGUAAUCGACGUCGCGAUGAUCGACGCCGCCACACACUUCAGAAUGGUAUCGAUUAUAAUAUGUUGAAACGGAUUCGGCAUUUCGAAGAAGAGAAAGAUCUACUACUUGAUGGUUUGGUUGCAAUUGAAAAAGCACAAGAAUGGUAUUUCAAGCAGAUUGCCUUGAUUCAGGAGAAAAUGAAAUCUUUAGGUCGUGGAGACGGACAUUUGGAGCAGUGGUCAGACGCCUAUGAAGAGCGAUUAGAUUUGCAGCGAGCUCGAAUAAUGGAGGUAAAUCGGCACUUGGCAUCGCUUGAAGAGAGCUGGGAACAGGGCGGAUUUCCAAUGCAUAUGAAUUUAGCGGUGCGCAAUCAUUACUACAUAAACAACAACGGUAGUGGUUUGCCACAAUUUUUUGAUGUUCAAAUGAAUCAAUUAAAAGUACAAAAUCGAAAAUUGACCGAAGAAGUGAGUCAGAAAAGCGAACGAAUUACAGACUUGGAAAUGGAACGAAAGUCACUAUACCGUGAAUUGUUACAGCAUCAGCAACAGUAUCAGCAAAUGCAACAGCAAUUAUUACGGAAACAGGGGCAUAUUUUAUGCGGAAAUGAAGAAGUUAUAUUCUAAAUAUGCACACCGAAUUGUUUACGUUAAAAAUGUAUUCCAUAGCCUAUUAGAAAAAUGUAUUUUUUUUUAAAGAGCACAGUGUUUACGUUGUCUGAAAUUUAUUAGAUCGUUUUAUUGGAUGAUUAUUAUGAUAAUAGUAAUAAUAAUGAACAAAUCACAGAUAAACACACAGAAAUAAAAAUAAUUCAUAAAUUUUAGUCGUGUUUGCUGAUAAAAUUAUUACUCAUUUCAACGCAGUUUUAUAUAUUAGAUUAAUGUUUUUAUUUCUCUGCUCUUUUUGCACCAUUUAAUAUUCACUAAUAUGUUAGAAGAAAAAAAACUACAGUUAGAAAAAAAAUUAGUCGGAUCGGAAUUAAGAAACAUACAGUUUGAACGAAAUUGUUAUAUUAUUUAGAUUUAAUUGAUUGAUAAUAAACUUUUAGAUAGAGUUGGUCAAAAGUC
Messenger RNA from Sitodiplosis mosellana (orange wheat blossom midge), 5365 nucleotides. RefSeq names its product probable serine/threonine-protein kinase ndrD. NCBI's taxonomy places the organism in Eukaryota, Metazoa, Arthropoda, Insecta, Diptera, Cecidomyiidae. The coding region runs from base 3179 to 4924 and encodes 581 amino acids. The transcript is spliced from 5 exons. The record is from RefSeq and is a predicted model, not a curated record.